Amyelois transitella is the source of this 1601-nucleotide messenger RNA. It is a transcript of the gene emc, whose product is annotated as protein extra-macrochaetae. Gene Ontology annotation, molecular function: protein dimerization activity; transcription regulator activity. The record is from RefSeq and is a predicted model, not a curated record. Bases 93 to 521 code for a protein of 142 amino acids. NCBI's taxonomy places the organism in Eukaryota, Metazoa, Arthropoda, Insecta, Lepidoptera, Pyralidae. Gene Ontology annotation, cellular component: cytoplasm; nucleus. The transcript has 2 exons. Gene Ontology annotation, biological process: cell differentiation; circadian regulation of gene expression; negative regulation of transcription by RNA polymerase II.
AGCACCUCUUCAUUCCUCGCUCGCGCUCCGCACGCAAAGCACGUGUAGUGAUCCCUUUUGUUUGCCAGUGCUCGUGUUUAGUGACUCUCACGAUGAAAGCAAUAACAGCAGUGUGCGCGACCGGCGCCUCGGUGCCCGGCAUCGCCAGCGGCCGUGUCCACAGACACAGGGAAGGCGAGAACGCUGAAAUCCAAAUGUACCUAUCCAAACUUCAGGAUUUGGUGCCCUUUAUGCCGAAGAACAGGAAGAUUUCCAAGUUGGAAGUGAUUCAGCACGUGAUCGACUACAUUUGCGAUCUUCAGUCGGCGCUAGAGAACCACCCCGCGAUGGAUCAGUUCGACGCAGAAGUUGCGCUAGCCUCGCCGCCCUGCGCCACGACGCCGCAGCCUCGCCCGCACAGGCGCCCGCUCGGACCUCGCUCCGCGCCAAACACAAUCCUCCGCAAAUCACCCUCAAGCCAAGAACAUAGAAAUCAAACGACUCCUGAAAAGCAGAAUCAACCAGACAGGCCGUCGUGCUAAGUGAUACCUAGUUAUAAGGGACAUAAUUUAUGGUGUAAUAUAAGUGAAAGCCUCAAGCCCUUAGAGGCAGGAGACGAUGACGACGCCUCCGUCAUCAGUUCCAGUGAAGAUCAUCCCGCGAUGAUGUCCUAAGUACGAUCUCGUUACGAUCAAUAACUACUAACUACACAUAAUUGUUUCGUGGCAUUACGGCGAAGACUGUGCUGCAAUGCAAUCACCCGUUCAAGCGGACUGUUAUUAUGUUAUACUUUUAUGUAAAAAGCUUUACUAGUUAUUACUCAGAUGAUUGUAAAUUUGAAUGUUUGUAAAUAGGUAUGUUGAAUGAUAUGUGAACAUCAAUACAACCUAUGCCUACAGGUCUCUUGAAAUACUUUUGAGUUUUAUACAAUUUGGCAAUGAAACUUUUUCUUGAUAUAACGCAUUAUAUUAAGUUCAUUCUUUACAUUUUAGUUAACAACGAUGCUUCCAAUUUAUAUCAAAGACGUAAACUAAUUAAAAGUUGGUUUAUCUAUUAUUUGUAUUAUUUUAAUAUUUUUAAGUUACUUCUUCUAGUGUGAUUUUGCAUAGCAAUUAUUUGCUAUAAGUUUAUUAAAAUAUUAUCAGAGUGCAAAUCGUGUAUACUUUUAUUACUAAUUUAUAAAAUGCGUUUUGCACAUAUACUAAAUGUAAAUAUAGUAUCUAAUUGAGAAAAGAAAAUUAUAAAAAAUAGUGAAAAAAUUAUGAAAUUGAGACCUUCUAUGAUUUUAUUAUGAUUUAAGGUGGAAAUGCUUUAAUUAUCUCGUAUUCUUAUAAGUUAUGGUGUAUUAUAAUUUAAAUAGACUGUUAUAGUUUUAAUAAUGAAGGAGAUAGGUGUGGUCAAUGUGUUAUUAGCGGUAUUUAUCUAGUACUAUUGUGAUAUCAUUUCAUGUCAAGAAACGAUCACUGUUUCGCCUUAUAAUUUCAGUCACAAACAUGUGAAUUGCAUGCACAAUUAUUUCGUCCAUGAUUAUUUUGUUUUCGAUUUUAGAUAUAAAUUUAAGCACUGAUUUUCUGAAUAAGUACCGAUAAUCAAUCAAACCGAAAUAAAAGAUCAUAUUGAUA